Pseudo-nitzschia multistriata is the source of this 4614-nucleotide messenger RNA. NCBI's taxonomy places the organism in Eukaryota, Bacillariophyta, Bacillariophyceae, Bacillariales, Bacillariaceae. The record is from the annotation of a GenBank genome assembly.
CGGCACGGCUUGGAAACCYGCCCCACGACGCAGCCGAAAGCAAGGCAACACAACGCAACGCACAACACAACACGGCUCGCCCUGCCAAGAACGUCGAAACCAACACCCUCUCCAACACCAACACCAGCACCGACAGCAACACCCCCAUGGCACCCGCCACGUACUCCUCCAGCGGCGACCGGUGGACGGUCGGGAGCGAAGAUCCCGCCGAAGAAGGCGGGUCUUCCGUCCGCGACCUCACAAGGGAUCUCCUUCCGGACGAGGACCUUCCGGAGGCACCUUUGCCGGGCCCCUGCGUCUUUUCGGACGAGAAGGGAGACGGGACCGGUGCGAACGACCACGGGCAAGACMAAAACGAAGAGGACGACAACGGCGACGAACGGCCGGGAGCCCGGACCGGCCGCCGCAAGAAACCGAGGGCCAACGAUCGCCCCGCGGUGGAGAAGGGUGCCUGCGGCGGCGAGACCGCCAAAGRUGCCGGGGAAGAAACCGGCCGCAGCGAUCGCGUCCAAGACGACGAAAACGAWAACGAAAACGACGAAAUCAAUGACAACGACGAAAUCAACGACGAAAACGACGACGAAUCCGUGGAGAUGAAGGGAGCCGCGGCCCCGCCCCACACCGAUGGGAACGGCGGCGGCGAGGACGACGAGAACGAAGACGACGACAUGACCGUCGCCAUGACGGACGACGAGGACGACCGGACCGUCGCCAUGAGCGUCGCCACGGAAGGGAACGCCGGCGAGGAAGACGACGAGGACGACCGGACCGUCGCCCUCGGCGAUGCUUCGGUUGCGGCGCCUCCGGGCCGACCGGAGGGCGGUGCGGGGGUCCCGGGCAGCGUGUCGGUGGCGGCGUCGGCKUCGGCCUCCGAGGAAGGGCUCGCCGGGCCGGGGGAAGGAACGGGAGCCACCACCACCAGCGGCGGCGAGGACAGCGGGAGCGAGAGCGAGCUGGAGUUCGAGGCCGCGGACCAGGAGAGCGACGGUGACGGCGAAAAGGAAACCGAAACGGAAACCGAAACGGAAAAGAACACCGAGGACUCUGCCGCGGGGGAUGCGGAACCUCCCGCUUCGAAGGACGGCGGCAGGGAGAGUCCUGCCCGGGAGGAAGCGCCGGGCCCCGCCGGUGCAUCCACCGGAGCAGCAGCGCCUCCGGGCAAGGCRCGAGACCCCGGCCCCGAACCGACCGCCCCCACCCCCCAGCGGCGGUCCGGCCGGGCCCGCAAGCCCCGCGUCCCCUACUCGGAAGAACCAAGGGCGCCCAAGCCGGGCCCGCGCAAGAAACCACCGGCGGCCCCUUCCGGGCAAGCCCUCCCCGAAACCAGGGACUGGGUGACGGCCACGGACGUCCUCUUUGUCCACACGGAGGACAAGGCUUCCGUGACGGUCAAGCAGAUCUUUUCCUCCCUCGAGGAACAGUUCGGCUGCAAGAUCACCAAGGCGCUCAAGGCCGUCGUAAGGGACCGGCUCCGGGCCCUCGUCACCGGGGCCGCCAGGCCCUCGGUCGGGGACAGCGAAGACGAAGGCGGCGAGAGCCACAGCGGAGCCGACCCCUCGCCGUCUUCCUCCUCGGAACCGGAGAGCAGCGAGGACGACGCCGACGACGAGGCGUCGGACUACUCCGACAGCGAAGGGGAGGCUCCCGGCAAGAAGGCCGGCAAGGCCGCCUCCUCCGGGAACCGGACCAAGAAAAAACAAAAAAAGAAGCGCGGGGGCAAGGAACCCACCGGGGGCCGCCGGAAGGGGCCUCCCCCCCGCGCAACGGCGAGGGUCGCCGAGGCCCACCGGCUCCGCCGCAAGAAGCGGGCCGAGGAGCUCAGGGUCCGCAACGAGGAGAUGCAGCUGGACCAGACCMAAGAGGACGAGGAGCGCAUGGAGGCGAUCGCCGCCCUCUUCGAGACCAACACCGAGGAGCUCCGGCUCAAGCGGCUGGAGGACCGCCUCGACCUCCUGCAGAUGCUGGACCAGAAGCGCCUCUCGGUGGUGGCCCCCCCGGCAGCACGAGCACGAGCCGGAGCACAAGCGGAAGACGCCGCGGGAGCGAAACCAAGGGUGCUUGCCGCGGCUUCCACCGGUGCGGACGACCAGGGCGGAACAAGGGCCGAGCUUGYUCCCGGGGAGGCCGCCGCGGAAGCUUCCGUUCUCGACCAAACGCGGGAAGCGGCUUCCGCCUCCGAGAGCGACAGCAGCAGCAGCAGCGAGGAAUCGUCCUCGGACGAGGAGGACCUGGUGAUCGUCGGAAGGAAAAAGCCCUUCAAGCCGCUCGAACCCCUCCAGAACAACCUCCCGUCCCRCAGCCUCCGGCUGCUGGACGAGGUUGCCUCUCCCGGGCGCGGAAGCMRAACGACACGCUUGCACCGGUCCCACGCUUCCGUUUCGAACGCCGCCGUUUCGACCCCUGCCGCCGCGAAUCCCUUCACGGGGGCAACCAAGGCGGGGAAGAAAAAGGCGGACGCUUCCGCGGGCCUCCUCUCGCCGAACCGCAGCAUGGGGGCCCGGUUUGCCCUCCGGAACGCCCUCAAGCGGAAACAGAUCCAGCAGGGCAACCAGUGGCUGGCCCGCGAGCUGGGCUACAAGACCGAGGAGGACCACCUCAAGGACUGCCAGACCGUUGCCGACCAGAAGCGCGCUCUGGUGAUCAAGCUGGAGCAGGAGCGCCUCAGGGCCAACGAGCGCAGGCAGCUGAAGGAGCGCCUCCUCCUGCAGGAGCAGCAGGCCUACGGUUCAUCCGGCGAGCAGGACCCCGAUGGGGACCCCGGCGACGAGGACUAYGUGCCACCCGGGGAGGAAAACACUCCGCCCCCCGAGGACGAGGACGAGGACGAGGAACAGAAGCUGGCCAAGGAAAUCGAGGAGGAAGCGAGAGAACACAAGGCCGCCUCCGACACGGAACCCGACGCCGAGCCAGAGACGCAGCCGUUGGAGACGCAGCCCCCACUCGAUCCCGCCGACGGAAUGCCUGCCGKUGCGGCAACCGAAACCGGGAGUUCCGGUCCCGAGUCGAGGGACGACAAGCCGCCGGAGAGCCCAAAAGAAAUUCCAUUGGAUACCCAGCCGUCUCUGGUGGAAAACAAUGGCGAAGCCAUGGUGUCGGCAGAGAAGCCCUCCGAGUCUUCGGAGGAGCCCAAACCGGACGCAAACCAGGCACGACCUAGUUCGGAGGAUUCCGACCCGAUCAACGACACCCAAACCACCACCAAAACCGGUCCAACCCGCACCCUGGAAGAGGGGGUCGUCACUCCGGAGAAAAAGGAUUCCAACUCGGACGACGAGGGGGAGCUGGAAUUCGAUGCCACCGACGAGGCGAAGGACGAACCCAGCCGCCCAAAGAACGCCGGCUGGCAGGCGAUGCUGAAGCGGGAAGCCGAAAAGAUCAAGAAACAAAAGAAGCGCAAGGGCGGACUCGUGGAAGAGGAAGCCGAGGAGGAGGAAGAAGAGGAAAUCGCCGGCCUCCAGGAUUUCGGGUUUUCGAUCGGCAAGAAGAACAAGAAACCCGAGGAGGAGGAAGCCCCGGACGACCUGGACGCCGACGACCUGGAACACGUCGUCGACGACGUGUCCGAUGGCGAGGGAGACGAAGACGCCGGAAUGGCGGCCCGGAAGCGGCUGGAACAGAAGGAAGAAAAGGCCCGCCACAAGGAAAUCCUCCGCCGCAUGCGCGAGGGAUACGACGGCCGRCGCGGYGGAAUCGCGGGCGGCGGUGCCGGGGCCAGGGGCAUGCACCGGUUCGAUCAGCUGGUGGCCGCCGACAACCGGGAGGACGCCCGGCGCCUCGGGCUCCUGAACGACGACGAGCUGGACAGCGAGGACGAGAAGAACGAGGGGGAACAAGCAGGCGGCGGCGACGACGAGGAAGACGACGAAGCCGCCCUCCUCGACAAGAUGCUGAAGGACCGGUUCAUGCACCGCAGCAGCGUCGAGCUGGAAGAAAACUUCUCGGAGGACGAAGAGGAGGAGGAGGACAAGGGCGAGGGCGAAACCACAGAAAAACCCAACGAGGUCCACGACGAGGAAGUGAGGAGGCAGGAACGCCUCGCCAAGAGGUUCGCCAAGCGCGCCAGGAUGCAGAGGCUGGAGGAGAUGUACGGGGACAGCCAGGAGUUUUCCCAGCAGCGCCUCAUCGACGAAGACCUGGGGAUGAAGGAGGAACUGAGCCAGAUGCGGUGCGGCCUGAUCCGGCGGUCGUCCUCGCUCUCGCGGCGCAGCAGUUCCUCGUCGGUCGGUUCCGGGAGCAACCUCGGGCCACUCUCGCGAAAGCGGCAGCGGAGCAGCGAAUCGUCGCAUUCGAAUUCGCAUUCGUCGUCGUCGGCAUCUUCCUCGCGGGCCGGUGCCACCGCUGGUGGAUCUUUGUUCCGCAAGAYGCCGGGGAGUCUCUCGAUUGCGCUGAGGGCAAACAAGCUCAGGCGCAGGUCGUCCUUUUUCGGAGGAAACAKGGCGGGAGCCACCAAUGGAUCCGGCGACCACCUUCCCCUUCCCAAUGGCUUUAGCCGAAGCGCAUCCGAGUCCUCCAACUCGCAACUGGGCAAGCGAAAACAGGGACAAUCGACCUCUGGAAGCCUGUUCAGCCAAGUUUCGGGCAGGUUUCGGUAACGAACUAAAAUAGUUACAGUCA